GAGAACCCAGGUAAGGUCAAGGUUAGAGGUACUUACGUGGUACCUCAAGAUGGACCUAGCCACCUAGGUGAAUCUUACAUCACGCGAACACAGGAAGCCUCCUCAAAACCCAGACAAGAUGGCGGUAAGGAAGAAUUAAUUUUUGUGGCAGCCUUGGAGCAUUCGAUCAUUUCUGAUCUGUGCACCGCGCAUUCUCUGAGAAGCUAUCACGCACUCGGUAAUUACCGCGUGGUUACCCAGCGAGGAUCCUGGAUAUGCAACCCAGUCGCGCGCGUAUGGACUCCCCAGAAAAUCCACCGCAGGAUGACGGGCCGCAGGAUGAGCCGAAGAAUCCGCGAUGUGUUAUGCAGCAGCCAGCUGCAGCCUGCAGCCCAGGCGGCUGACGGCUCGUACGACUGGCGUUGA
Messenger RNA from Rasamsonia emersonii CBS 393.64, 405 nucleotides. RefSeq lists its product as uncharacterized. The annotation marks the transcript as partial. The transcript has a single exon. Lineage: Eukaryota; Fungi; Ascomycota; Eurotiomycetes; Eurotiales; Trichocomaceae. The record is from RefSeq and is a predicted model, not a curated record.